GCGUAACGAUCAUUUGUAUUUCACAUCAUACUAUAGAAAGAACUUUCUUUACAUUUCUUGAUAUGGACGUAAAAUCUUCAGGAUACAGAGAUUUUGUGUGGGCAGUUAAUCUACAUCGUAUAAGUUUCGAAAUAAUGGGCUUGUGGCCUAAACCUGACAAAUGUACCAAAAAAAGUUUGUGGCCAGAAAUUCGAGUUGGAAUUAUUGUUAUUUUAUUAAUAUUUGUUUCUAAUAUUCCAACGAUAUGUGCAGUGAAGCAUGUUUGGGGUGAUAUGGUACUUGUAAUAGACAAUCUACAGACAACACUACCCCUGUUGAUAGUAUCGAUGAAAUAUAUUAUCUUACAACGGAAACAAAGAGUUGUCUUGUCGAUUAUAAAUAUGAUGGCGGAAGAUUGGAUGUCAUUCAAGCUGAAUAAAGAAAGAGAUGUGAUGAUAAAACGAGCAAGAAUAGCGCGAUUAAUUAUGAUGAUUGGAUAUGUUUUCACGUUAAUGGGGUUUGUCACAGUAACCGUCCCAGCUUAUUUUGGCAUUCAAACAACGUACGCAGGAAAUUCCACAGAUCGAAGCAAACUGUUACCAAUAAAAACGUACCAUUUUUAUAAUACAGAUAAGAGUCCACAGUUUGAGUUGACAUUUUUUAUUCAAAGCAUAACGGCUUUAUUAGCAGCUACCAUUUACGUGUCUGUAGAUAUUUUUCUAAUAUUAAUGAUUCUUCACAUUUGUGGCCAGUUAGAAAACUUUAAAUGCCGAUUAAUUAAUUUACCUUCAUGUAAAAAUUUUAACAAAACAUUAAACAACAUCAUAUCAACACAUUUACGUCUUAUCAGGUAA
This is a messenger RNA of Wasmannia auropunctata (little fire ant), 833 nucleotides long. RefSeq lists its product as uncharacterized. NCBI's taxonomy places the organism in Eukaryota, Metazoa, Arthropoda, Insecta, Hymenoptera, Formicidae. Gene Ontology annotation, molecular function: odorant binding; olfactory receptor activity. Gene Ontology annotation, cellular component: plasma membrane. The record is from RefSeq and is a predicted model, not a curated record. Gene Ontology annotation, biological process: sensory perception of smell; detection of chemical stimulus involved in sensory perception of smell. The coding region runs from base 63 to 833 and encodes 256 amino acids. The transcript is spliced from 3 exons.